Solanum dulcamara is the source of this 3383-nucleotide messenger RNA. Its product is annotated as pentatricopeptide repeat-containing protein At1g80150, mitochondrial. The transcript is spliced from 6 exons. Gene Ontology annotation, cellular component: chloroplast. Bases 764 to 2005 code for a protein of 413 amino acids. Lineage: Eukaryota; Viridiplantae; Streptophyta; Magnoliopsida; Solanales; Solanaceae. Gene Ontology annotation, molecular function: protein binding. The record is from RefSeq and is a predicted model, not a curated record.
AGGGUCCUAAUUAAGCUAGAAAGGGCUAAAAUGUAGAUGUUCCUAAAGCAAAAUCUACUGGGCCCUAACAAAAAACCCAAAACCUAAAUCCACACUCACAUCACCUCUACCACCAGCUUCGCUUCAUAGUAGCUGGCUGGAUUUUACAGAGUCUCUCAUUGAAGAAUUUUCAUAUUUCUUCUUUCGCUUCUGGUAAUUCUUUGAUAUUUCGGGAAAAAAUUGAUUCUUGAAAUGGCAUAUUUAUAAUAUUUUCAUAUGAUUCAGGACUCAUAUGUAUAAUUUCAUUUCAUGUUUAUACACGUAUGAAAUGAGUAAAUGCGAUUGAAUGGGUUGCUAAGAAACCAAUAAUCUAUCUGGGUUUUCAUUAGUUUUCGUGGGUCUUGAAGGGUUUUGAUCGCAUUUGAUUGAAUCCCACGAUUUGUUUGUUUCUUGGUUUAGCUAACUGUUUGAUCAAUUUGAACAUAGUUUCUGCUGUUUUUGAUGGGUUAAUUCUGUUGGAGUUCGUGAUUCUUGAAAAGGUUAUUCAAUAUUUAGUGAUAUUAGAGGUAGUUGAACAUAGUCCCUGCUGAUUUUGAUGGGUUAAUGCUGUUGGGGUUCGUGAUUCUUGAAAAGGGUAUUCAAUAUUUAGUGGUAUUCGAGGCAUUGCUUAGUAUGUAUUGAAACGGAUAUUAGUGGAAAGGCGAUAUUUUGUUUAUGUUGAAUUGAAGAGCAGUAGUUCUUGGUUUGGUGUAUAUGUUUGAAACUGAGGGGAGAGCACCAGAACAUGCUCACUCUGCGCCUGGUUCGCAGAUUUGGAACUAGGAGUCACCUUGCUGCUGGCUCAGGUGCUGGUAAUACUUCUAAAAAGGCUUUAGUUUCUAAGAGGAAGUGUGUAAAAAAAGUAGAUGAACCAGCACUUUUUAGGCUAAAAAAGGAAAAGAACCCUGAGAAGUUGUUUCAGUUAUUUAAGGAGAAUGCUCAUAAUAAGACUGUCAUUGAGAAUCGCUAUGUGUUUGAAGAUACAGUUUCUCGCUUGGCAGGUGCGGGUAGGUUUGAUUACAUUGAAAAUCUGCUUGAGCAUCAGAAGACACUGCCACAAGGUCGCCGUGAAGGUUUCAUUGUUCGAAUUAUAAUGCUUUACGGGAGGGCUGGGAUGAUACAACAUGCUAUAAAAACCUUCUAUGACAUGCAUUUAUAUGGCUGUCCACGAACUGUUAAGUCAUUCAACGCUGUGCUCAAUGUUUUGACUCAAUGUCAUGAUUUGGAGGCUAUUGAGUCCUUUCUGUGGGAUGUUCCUGAAAGGUUCUCCAUCAAUAUAGAUAUACUUUCUGUCAAUACAGUCAUUAGCUCAUUUUGUAAAAUGGGUAUCUUGGAGAAGGCUUAUUUGCUCAUGGUUGAGAUGGAAAAGUUAGCAGGUAUAACACCUGAUGUUUUUACAUAUACGAUACUUAUAUCUGCCUUCUAUAAAGUCAACCGAUGGCAGAUUGCUGAUGGAUUGUGGAACCUCAUGGCCCGUAAGGGUUGUAUGCCUAAUGUUGCUACCUUUAAUGUUAGAAUUCAAUUUAUGGUAAAUAUGAGGUUUGCUUGGGAAGCUAAUAAAUUGUUGAAGUUGAUGAAACGUAUUGGGAUAACUCCUGAUGAGGUCACAUACAAUUUAGUGAUCAAAGGCUUUUUCCUAGUAGAGAAUCUUUAUAUGGCAAAAAGAAUCUAUUCUGCUUUCCAUGGUGCAGGCUUCAAGCCAAAUUCUAGAAUCUAUCAAACAAUGAUUCAUUACCUGUCUAGAGCAGGUGAGUUUGAUUUGGCAUAUUCAAUGUGUAAAGACAGCAUGAAAAAUAAUUGGUUCCCAAAUUUGGAUGUGAUUAAAAAUAUCCUUGAAGGGCUGUGCAAGGAUGGAACAGAGGAAAAGAUGGGAAAUGCUCAAUUUUUAGUCAUCCUGGCUAAGAAAAAGAUACCCCCUUUCUCAACAGAAACUUUGAACAUGAUGUGGUCAAUAGCAAAUCGUAGUUAUAAGUACAAAAAACAUUAAUUUCUGCUCAAUGGUUUAGCUGAUUUUGCAGCACCUCCAAAAUCCACAAAGCUUCAUUCUCUUUUUGGUGAAGCAGAAGUGAUAAGCUAUUACUUCAAUGGAUUAUGAGCCUCCACGAUGAAGCUAAUUUGCAGUUUCUCCAGAAGUAAGUUUUUACUCUUUCCAGAAAAUCCAAUGGGGGCUGAAAGAUGUUUGGAAGUACAAUGGCAACCUAAUUUGUAUGGUUGCAAGCGAAGGCAGCGAUUGAUGAGAAGAUGAGGAAGCAACACUUUGAACUUAGUAACAUGAUAUCUGGAACUGACUCAAUAAAGUAAACCUUCUGUGGAAUUGGGUCCAAAGGGAGGAGAACAAGAGCAAAGUCAAGCUCGCUGUUCCCUAAACUAUACAUGGGCAUCGAUGCAACCAUGUUAAAUGGACAAUAUUCCAGUGUUUCAUUUGCCACACCAAAGUAUAUACUGUCACGAUGGGAUCAAUUUGCUUCUCAGUUUGAGCUGGUUGCUUCAAGUGGUGUGUAGCUGAUUUAUGACAUUGAACAUGAUUUGAUGGAGUGAACACCACAAUAGAGCUAUAUAUCUUCAUUGAAAACUGUCUGGGAUCCAUCAUUUGCGAGCAGGAAAACAGCUAUGGAUCUUCAGUAGAUCAUCAGAGGAGGGCAACCUUAAAAGCUUUUGCAGCUGUAUAAUGACCAUGUGCAUAAUUAUGAAGGGACAUCCCAUUACCAGAACAUAAAUAUAUCCCUCUGUUUAUGCUCAAUAAACAGUGAGAAGCACUUUAAAGGCAAUUACAACUGAUACACGUGUGUUACUCGCGGAGCUGGAGCGACAGUCUAGGAUUUAACCACCAUCCAAACCGAGUUGAGUACUUUCAGGCAUUUGUGAAGCUGACAGCAUCGGAGUAUCGAACCACCUAUCGAUGAACAAGAAAGGGACUGAUUCAAUUAAGGAGUCGGGUGGUGAGAGAUGAUGCCCUAUUGUACUCGUUUCAGUCUGCUAUUAAUCCCUUUGAUCAAACAAACAAAACCAGUGAAGUGAUGCUUCUCCAUGGCUGUACUCAACCUGCACUAUGUAUAGUUUUUGGAGCAUGGUCAUCGUCUUCUCCAUUGGUUUAUGAAGUAACAUAUGACAUUUUCGUACAACGUGCAACUGCCAGCCCCUUAACAUUGUUGGUUCAGCAUCAUAGUGAACUUUUAGUUAUCAGGGAUUUUGAAUUAUACUGUUUUGCAGAUAUAUACAUGCAUCUUUUUUUUUUCUCUCCAAAUAAUCUUGGCAUUUUCAUUUGGGCUUGGGUGCCUUGCACUAGAGGAAGGUACCUGCUCCUAUUCUUUAUAUUGUAUUGAAUUUAUUUGUUAUAACACGAGAUUCAUUCUUUCGAUUCAGUA